AUGCCGUCUUUCCUCUUUCUAUGCAACAGAUUUCUCAACAUGAUCAUCAUUUUAACUUUACUCACACCAGCUGCUGUUAAUUACUAUCGAGCAACCUGGUACAUGUUAGACUUGUUCGUUUUUCCAGAUGAUAAACUUCUCAGCGCAUCAUUUACGUUUACAGUAAGCUUUGGAACGUUAUUCCUAAUCAUGCUGGUGGGAGAUUAUAUCAAGGAGUCUUUAAAUGCGAGAAAAGCAAAAGAAGUGUGGUAUCGUGUCCUUUUUUUCCCUCUGGCAUUUUUAACCGUUGCAGCUUGGAAAGGUCCAUGGAUGCUUUUAGAUCAAAUCACAACGCCUUCUCUUCCAAGUGCCUGUGUUUCUCACGUAAUAGGGUUUUUAGUUCUUGUAUGCACAAGAACUACCUCAUCCAUAGUUGCCAUGCCGGGUUAUUGCUCAAACGAAAGACACAUCAACCUAUCCGAGAGUAUUCUUCAAGGAAAGCAUUGUGUAAAGAACACGUCGAACACUAUAUGCGGUGAAAUCGCCGCAAGGAUCUUCAAUAGUUUCGUUACUGUGUUUAUUAUCGGAGUUGCAGUGGUGAACUACUGGCGAGGAACUUGGCUUAUCAUUUUGACCACACUACAAUAUCUUGACAACGAUCUCAUCCUAUCAUCAGUUUUACUGAUUAUCGUAGGAUACAGCAUAUGGAUUGUGUGUUAUGUGCUCACUGAGUUCCUGUCAACGAUCCCAAUGAAUCCACCUCAUUCCAUAUUAAACCGUGCCUUGGAGCAGGUCUUUGUUUACAUAUUGGCAUUUGGAGUGGUGUGUUCUUGGGCGGGCAUUUGGCUCCUGAUGGAUGCUUGUCUUCCGUCGGAUCUCCCAGUAACUUAUGCACUGAUCGGCCAUUUUGUAUCAAUCACUGUCCUUUAUGUUUUGCAAGCUUGUAUUAAUUUGAUUGCUUCGCCCACUGGAUGUACAGUUCACAACAGUGAGAAGCUUGACGGUUUCGAUAUGGGAGGCUACUUCGAAAAACCUCACAGGAUGGAACCUAAAAAACAGAUAGAAAACGGGGCAAUCAAGCAACAGUUGAUCCGUAAUUAUGAAUCCACUCAACUCAAUUAGUCAGUAGCUUUCAUCCAUGCAACCUUCCUCAAAUCUCCACCAGAAUUCUGAUAGCAUUACCUCGCCGGUACUGAGUGGUUUUGUUUGUGCGUACAGCAUCACUAUGAUUUCAAGUUGGUCGUAAUUUGUGGGUUUUUAAAGCCUUCUCACAAAACAAUACUCGCCAUAUCAAUUUAAUUAUAGCGUUGAAUUGACAACUACACCGGUAGAACUCAAAGGAAAAAAGAAGCUGGAAGACAACUCCCCAUGAAUUCACUGACCAUAUACUGUACCUCAUAAAUUUAAAUCGGGGGAAAAGGAGUUAAAUUACAAAUAGAAAGGGCAGAUCGAAUGAAGGGAGAGGCCUGAAGUGGGUAAAUAUUUCACUUAAAAAGAAAAGGUUCAAUUUCUUUCUUGCAUUGCUUCUGUCAUAAAGUCGUGAAAGAACCACACUCGUAUCGUCGAUUAAACCUUUUUAUUAUCUUCUAGUCUCGAAGCUUCAGAAACUAUACACAAGUAAUUUGAUUCAAAGGCGGUAAAUCAAAAUCAAGUUUUGUCCUUUACACGCGUGACUAAUAGUUACAUAAGUAAAAAUCGAUUGAAAUACACGUAACUGUUCGUAACAGCUUCAAUUUUAAUUAAAAGGCUUAAAACUGUCUCUACAGCACGUAUUCAAAUUCAAUGAGAUUUGAAAUCUCGCGAGACACCUGAGAACAGCGACUGAGGCUGACCGAGGUCUACCAAAAACUUACUAUUUGAGCUACAAUCCGAACCUCCUAUCAGACAGAAUCUGCAAUUACAGCCUAAAUAUUUUAGCCGAGCAAUGAAGUAAUUAAUUGGUUAAUUAACGAAGUAACUAAUUAAUUAUUCUAUUUAUAUUAUUGGCCAAAAUCCGCAGUAAAAUCGUUUUCCUAGCUAUCGUAGAAUUUCCCGCUUGCGUUACUGAGUAUUCCCUUACACGCUAGUUCAGUUAUCUUGGACUGUAUACUUUCACUUGAUACAGGCUUUACUGUCGACAAUUCAACCUUACACGUUCCGUUCUACGAUCUAUCUAGUUUAUUCCAUUAUCGCUUAAGGUUACAAAAAUCGCUAUAUUUUUUAGCUAACGAGAGAAUAUCGAUUGUUCAUAUUCCCUUGUUAGCUAAGUAAAUCCAUUCCCAGAUUCGUAAUUCCGUGUGUGAUUCAAGGCUUGCACACGUUCUACAACGCUUCGUGGGUACUAAUAUCCUUUCAAUCGUGGGUUUACUUCUCAAUCAUGCUGCUAUGUUCCUACGGGCUUAACUACCUAUAAAUACUUGAUUAGAUACAUCAACGUUCGCAGAACUAAUGCCGCAACGCUUUCUGUUACAUUCUACUUUGGCAGUAACGAAAUAACAUCUUAGUUAAUAA
Molecule: messenger RNA, 2469 nt
Organism: Pocillopora verrucosa
Lineage: Eukaryota; Metazoa; Cnidaria; Anthozoa; Scleractinia; Pocilloporidae
Source: RefSeq, a predicted model, not a curated record